GACCAUGCUGCCGAUGCUGUCGGCUUACUUCCGGCUGCUGCCAGUGUUCGGCCCCAAAAAUUUAUUUACCCCAUAUUGCAGAGUUUGAAAUUUCCUCUGGUGAAAAUGCCGGAGGAGACCACGCGCGAAGAAGUGGCCCACUUCAGGGCCCCUGAAAUUCAGCACAAUUCUACAGGAUGGGGUCCCUGCGAUAUGCCAGACCAAUUUAAGGACAUGCCUUACCAGCCUUUCUCGAAGGCAGACCGUUUGGGCAAGAUUUCUGAUUGGACUGGUGCAGCUUUCCAGGACAAAAAGUACACAAGCAAGUAUCAAUCUCAGUUUGGCGCUGGUAGCCAAUAUGCUUACUACCAUGAUGAAGAUGAGAGCACCUUCCAUCUGGUGGAUACUGCGAGAGUUCAGAAGCCACCGUACCAAAGAGGCCGAUUCAUGCGCAACCAGCGCAACAUGCGCGGACGGGGUGGUGGCAGGGGUGCCCAGAAUCAAUUCCAGAUGCUCGGCAAGGGCUUGAAGUCUAGGGAACGAGAACGCAAGGGCCAACAUGGUAAGAGAUUCAUCAGGAAUCAAGGCAUGCGUAACAAUAAGAACCAGCCACCCAUCAAAAAUCGAGAUGCAUCUGUGGCUGUCCGUCCUGAUUGGACCACAAUUGAAGAAAUGGACUUCCCCAGGCUUGCUAAGCUUUCUCUGCCUAAUGUGAAGGAGGCUGAUGACACGCUGUGCUGUGGGUCAUUGGAAUACUAUGACAAGACCUAUGACCGUGUCAAUGUCAAGAAUGAGAAGCCACUUCAGCGAAUUGAUCGUGUGUUCCACACUGUAACCACAACCGAUGACCCUGUUAUCCGUAAAUUAUCCAAAACUGAGGGUAAUGUGUAUGCUACUGAUGCUAUCCUUGCCACUCUCAUGUGCUGCACCCGUUCCAACUACUCCUGGGAUAUUGUUAUUGACAAAAUUGGAGAUAAGCUCUUCUUUGAUAAGAGAGACAAUACUGAAUUUGACUUGCUCACCGUGAAUGAGACCUCUGUUGAGCCUCCUCAGGAUGAUGGAAACAGCUUAAACUCUCCCCGUAAUCUUGCUUUGGAAGCCACCUUCAUCAAUCACAAUUUCUCACAGCAAGUUUUGAAGACUAAUGAGGCCCGCUUCAAAUUCAGUGAGCCAAAUCCAUUCAUAACUGAUGAAGAAGGAGAGGUUGCUUCAGUAGCUUACCGGUACCGAAAGUGGGACCUUGGUGGUGGAGUUGUACUAGUGUGCAGAUGUGAGCAUGAUGCUGUCAUGACCGGUCCCAAUGGAGAGACCCAGUUCAUCACUAUCAAGGCCCUCAAUGAAUGGGAUUCCAAGCUUUCUGGUGGGGUUGAGUGGAGGCAGAAACUGGACACCCAACGUGGUGCUGUGCUUGCCAAUGAGUUGCGCAACAAUGCCUGCAAGCUUGCAAAAUGGACAGUGCAGGCAUUACUUGCUGGAUCAGAUCAGGUCAAGUUUGGGUAUGUUUCUCGUGCUCAUGUCCGUGACUCAUCAAAGCAUGUUAUUCUGGGAACUCAACAGUACAAGCCCAAUGAAUUUGCUGCACAAAUCAAUUUGAAUAUGGAUAAUGCUUGGGGUAUUCUCCGUUGUAUUGUUGAUCUUGUCAUGAAGCAGAAGGAUGGAAAGUUCCUCAUCAUGAAGGACCCGAAUAAGCCUAUGAUUCGUCUGUAUGAUAUCCCUGACAAUACCUUUGACUCAGAAACUGAAGAUGCCGAUGAUGAUGAUGAACCUGCUGUUGAAUCAUUCCAGCCGCCAUAUAAUUAUGCUAACAACCAGAGGGUUUGAGUUCUGUUUUCUUUUUUUUUUUUAAGAACAUCCUUGUUACUCUGUGGGAUAUUUUUAGAAAGAAUCAUCAACCUAUUUUGUAUUAUUGUGCUGCUACUGUAGUGGAUCUGUAAAAUACAUAAAAACAUCUGCAUCAAA
Messenger RNA from Thrips palmi, 1938 nucleotides. It is a transcript of the gene eIF3d1, whose product is annotated as eukaryotic translation initiation factor 3 subunit D. The record is from RefSeq and is a predicted model, not a curated record. The transcript is spliced from 10 exons. NCBI's taxonomy places the organism in Eukaryota, Metazoa, Arthropoda, Insecta, Thysanoptera, Thripidae. Gene Ontology annotation, molecular function: translation initiation factor activity. Gene Ontology annotation, cellular component: eukaryotic translation initiation factor 3 complex; cytoplasm. Bases 106 to 1800 code for a protein of 564 amino acids. Gene Ontology annotation, biological process: translational initiation.